Ceraceosorus bombacis is the source of this 284-nucleotide messenger RNA. Lineage: Eukaryota; Fungi; Basidiomycota; Exobasidiomycetes; Ceraceosorales; Ceraceosoraceae. The record is from the annotation of a GenBank genome assembly.
AUGAACCUACCUCACGAACCCUUGUCUAGUGCUGAGCAGUCCGCUGGGCGCCUGCAGGACGUGUUGCUCAACUUGCAGAGAGGGCGCGACAUUAAGCGGUGAGAAAUAUACUUGUGGUGAAUGAUCUAGCAAUACAUGAAGGUAGAUCAACGUCCGGACAUGAUUUGGUAGGAAGCCUUGUAAAUGCAGAAGUGCGCAGGAACGAGGGUGUUGCAGAAGGGGUGGUCCUAGGCGCUGGAACAACGUGGAACGAUCUUGCAAUUGUUACUCGAACCACCCCUUGA